CAUGUAACUUGUACUUUCUCUCUGGUUCAUAAUUUUUGCUGUGUUUUAUUUUAAAUUCAAACUGCAAUCCUGACAAGAACUAUGAAAACGAGGGAAUAGAAAGCAAGAAAUAUAUAGUUCGAAAAAACAGAAAUAUAUACACAUAAUGCGACAGUAAAAUGACUAAGCUGCCCCUAGGAAUUCCUACUGUUCCCAACCAAAUUGCCAUUCCAACCCUUCUUCGGUUACCUUUUCCCCAUUCGUCUUACUUGUCGGCGACCGCUCAAACUCCGGCGGGCACCUCAUUGUCGGCGUCUUCUGUCCCCUGCUCCCAUACAUUGCUCCCGCUUUCGCCACAUACUUCCCCCUCCUCUCUCCUCCUCGCCGUGCCGGAGCUUGACGGUUCCACCACCGACGGCAAUUGCUCCGUUGACCUCUCCAUGACUUCAUCUUCUCGUCUGCGCAUCGAGCACAAUGGAUAUGGGGAAAGUGCGUUCCUCAACAAGUUUCUCUUGGGCGCCCUUUCUCGUGCGCCUCGCCCUCCGGCGUGCCCUCAUCUGCAGCAACUCCACCGUGUGCGGUGGCUGCUGUCGGUUCUGGAGGAGGUAUGGUGGCCCUCCAUGGCCGACGCGGAGCUCGAGAGUGCCAUGGCGGUCGGGUGAUCUCCAUGGAUCUGCCUCAAGCUCCAUGGCAGCAACGUUACUGGCUGGAGGCGGAGACUCUAAAGAUGGAAAAGGAAGGAGGUAGAAGAAGGCGUUUUCGUCCUAGAAAUCAGAGACACGCCAAUUGAUUCGCCUUCAUAGUCAAUUCUGAAGUCAUAAUGCAAAGUUGAUUCAACUACACGAAACACCACAUGCUUCGACUACUAUAAGACAGCAGCAAAGGCUAUCAAGUCAACUAACCCAUUUUGAGAUGGAUGAUAUUGGAAGAGAGGCAACCUCAUCGUCUCAGCAUCCAGAUUUACCCUCGUCUGUGAAUGAUGAGCAUUCCGACGAGUUUGAGUUAGAAUUGCCAGUGAAACAGCACCAGGAUAGUGCUGCAGACACUGAUCAUGUGCCCGAAAACAUGUUCCUUUACAGCAGCAAGUUAGGAGCUUUGAAGAGGCGUCAGUUCUUCGACAAUAUGCUAAAGAACGUUCAAGAUGACCACCAUCGUUUCCUGCACAGACAAAAGGAAAGAGUGGAAAGAGUUGAUGUCAAGUUGCCAGCAAUAGAGGUGAGGUACAACAAUCUAUAUGUGGAAGCAGAGUGCAGAAUUACUAACGGAAUUCAUCUGCCGACGCUAUGGAAUAGUACUAAGGGAGUUUACUCAGGCCUUGUAAAGUUGCUGGGUUUAAAGGCAGAAAGAGCAUCAAUCAACAUUCUUGAAGAUGUGAGUGGAAUCAUAAAACCCUGCAGAUUGACUCUUCUACUGGGACCUCCAGGAUGUGGCAAAAGCACUCUGUUGCGAGCUCUCGCCGGAAAACUAGAUAAAUCUCUAAAGGUAACAGGAGACAUUUCUUACAAUGGUUACCAACUCGAUGAAUUUGUACCUGAGAAAACAGCUGCUUAUAUCAGUCAAUAUGAUUUGCACAUACCUGAUAUGACAGUGAGGGAAAUUUUAGACUUCUCAGCUCGAUGUCAAGGUGUGGGUAGAAGACCAGAAAUACUCGAGGAGGUGAGCGUAAGGGAGAGUGCAGCUGGGAUCAUACCUGAUGCGGACAUAGAUCUAUACAUGAAGGCAAUAGCAGUUGAAUCUUCAGAAAGAAGCCUACAAACAGACUACAUAUUGAAGAUCAUGGGGCUAGAGAUAUGCGCAGACACUAUUGUUGGGGAUGAAAUGAGAAGAGGAAUUUCAGGAGGGCAGAAGAAAAGAUUAACCACAGCUGAGUUGAUUGUGGGCCCAGCAAAAGCUUACUUUAUGGAUGAAAUAUCAAAUGGUCUGGAUAGUUCUACUACUUUCCAAAUAAUCAGUUGUUUCCGGCAACUGGCCAACAUUAGCGAAUAUACGUUGGUUGUUUCACUUCUUCAACCAACACCUGAGGUAUUUGAUCUUUUUGAUGACCUGAUAUUAAUGGCGAAAGGGAGGAUUAUCUACCAUGGCCCGCGAAAUGAAGCACUCAGUUUUUUUGAGGAGUGUGGGUUCAAAUGCCCAGAAAGAAAGGGGGUAGCUGACUUUCUCCAAGAGAUUUUGUCCUGGAAGGACCAGCAACAGUACUGGUCUGGUCCAAAUGAAUCUUACAUAUACAUUUCACCUGAUGAAUUAUCAAGCAUGUUCAAAGAAAAUCACAUUGGAAGAAAAGUAGAAGAACCAUGUAUUCCACAGAAAAGCAAGUUCGGCAAGGAAGCUUUAGCACUCAAUAAGUACUCAUUACAAAAACUGGAAAUGUUCAAAGCUUGUGGAGCAAGGGAAGCACUCCUAAUGAAAAGGAGUAUGUUUAUUUAUGUCUUCAAAACAGGACAGCUUGCUGUUGUUGCACUCAUGACAAUGUUUAUGUUCUACCGAACUCGCAUGACAACAGACUUAACUCAUGCGAAUUAUUAUAUGGGAGCAUUAUAUUAUUCCCUCUUCAUGAUUAUGCUAAAUGGUAUACCAGAGAUGAGCAUGCAAAUUGCGAGACUACCAAGUUUUAAUAAGCAAAAGAGCUACAAUUUCUAUCCUUCAUGGGCAUAUGCUAUACCAGCUUCAAUCAUAAAGGUCCCUGUUUCCGUUUUAAAUUCACUUGUAUGGAUAUGCAUCACAUAUUAUGGUAUUGGUUAUACAUCAACUGUCUCAAGGUUCUUCUGCCAGUUGCUGAUACUUUGUCUUUUCCAUCAAUCAGUAACUUCACUCUAUCGAUUUAUGGCUUCAUACUUCCAGAGACCUAUUACAUCUUUCUUCUAUGUUUUUCUUGUCGUAUUUCUAUUGCUCGUGUUUGGAGGCUUCAUUCUUCCCAAAUCCUCAAUGCCAGGAUGGUUAAACUGGGGAUUUUGGGUUUCUCCAUUGGCAUAUGCACAAAUCAGCAUAGCUAUUAAUGAAUUCCUAUCGCCGAGAUGGCAAAAGGAAACUAUACAAAACAUCACAAUUGGGAACGAAGCCCUGAUUAAUCAUGGGCAAUAUUACAGUUGGUACUUCUAUUGGAUAUCUGUUGGAGCACUGUUAGGAUGUAUUAUUUUAUUUAAUACUGCUUUUGGAUUGGCACUAACUUACAUAACACCUAUAGAAGCAAGUCAUGGAAGCACUCCUAGAAAGAGCUUAUAUCAACGGCAGGAAAAAGAUCUUGUCCAAAAAGAAUUUGACGAUCAUUCAAAUACUCCCAAGGAAGCAAAGAUGGCUAUACCUGUUACGCAACUUGCAAUCACAUUCUGUGAUCUGAACUAUCAUGUUGAUACCCCACCGGAAAUGCUGAAACAAGGCUAUCCAGGAAGAAGACUUCAACUACUUGAAAGCCUGACAGGUGCAUUACGUCCUGGUGUACUUUCUGCAUUAAUGGGUGUCAGUGGAGCCGGGAAGACAACUCUGCUAGAUGUAUUAGCAGGAAGGAAAACAGGAGGUUAUAUCGAAGGGGACAUAAGAAUAGGUGGAUAUCCCAAGGUGCAAGAAACGUUUGUUAGAAUCUUGGGUUACUGCGAGCAAGUCGACAUACAUUCGCCACAGCUUACAGUUGAAGAGUCGGUUACUUAUUCUGCUUGGCUUCGUCUGCCUUCUCAGGUUGAUGAGAAAACAAGAUCGGAAUUUGUUGCUGAAGUUCUUAAAACUGUUGAACUAGAUGAAAUAAAAGAUGUCUUAGUUGGGACGCCACAGACAACUGGAAUAUCCAUGGAGCAGCGAAAGAGGCUAACUAUUGCAGUCGAGCUUGUGUCAAAUCCAUCAGUCAUACUAAUUGAUGAACCAACAACAGGAUUAGAUGCAAGGUCAGCAGCAAUUGUUAUUCGUGCUGUUAAAAGUAUUUCUGAAACAGGAAGGACAGUAGUAUGUACUAUCCAUCAGCCUAGCACUGAAAUUUUCGAGGCAUUUGAUGAGCUCAUAUUAAUGAAAAGUGGUGGGAAAAUAAUCUACAAUGGACCAAUAGGAGAGCAGUCCUGCAAAGUGAUUGAAUAUUUUGAGAAAUUUUCUGGUGUCCCCAAAAUAAAGAACAACUGCAACCCGGCCACUUGGAUGUUGGACAUAACAUCGACAUCAAUGGAGGUUCAACUUAGUAUAGACUUUGCGACUAUGUAUAAAGAAUCAUCAUUGCGGAGAGACAUGGAAGAGCUUGUUGAGAAGCUAAGUAGCCCAUUACCAAAUUCAGAAAAUCUAUGUUUCGCCAAUCGUUUCCCACAGAAUAGCUGGAUCCAACUUAAAGCUUGUUUGUGGAAACAAAACAUAACAUACUGGAGAAGUCCUCGAUAUAACUUGAUGCGUAUAGUGAUGGCAAUAAUAUUAGCCCUGUUCGUCGGAGUAUUGUUCUGGAAGCACGCAGAAAUAUUGAACAACGAGCAGGAUCUAUUGAAUGUAUUUGGUGCCAUGUAUACGGGUGUCAUAAACGUAGGUGCUUUUAAUGAGUUGUUAGUCAUACCAUUCAGUACAGUGGAGCGCACUGUAAUGUAUCGCGAGAAAUUUGCAGGAAUGUACUCCUCUUGGUCAUAUUCAUUCUCACAGGCUGCCAUUGAGAUACCCUAUGUAUUUAUCCAAGUGCUACUGUAUACGUUGAUAAUUUAUCCAUCAAUUGGUUAUUAUUGGACAGCACACAAACUCCUAUGGUUCUUCUACACCACAUUCUGUUCAGUUCUCUCCUAUGUUUACAUUGGCUUGCUUCUUGUUUCACUAACCCCCAAUGUUGAAGUUGCGACUAUACUGGCAUCAUUAUUCAACAACGUGCAAUCACUGUUCUCAGGUUUUGUUUUACCUGCACCUCGAAUCCCGAAGUGGUGGUUUUGGCUUUACUAUCUCACCCCUACGUCUUGGGUACUCAAUGCUCUCUUGACAUCCCAGUACGGGAACAUAGAGAAAGAGGUCGAAGCAUUCGGAGAAACUAAAGCGAUUUCGGUCUUCUUGAAGGACUAUUUCGGGUUUCAUCAAGACAAGUUGAGCCUAGUAGCUGUUGUUCUCAUUGCCUUUCCCUUUGCGAUCGUAAUUCUGUUUUCUUUGUCAAUUGAGAAAUUCAAUUUUCAAAAGAGGUAAGCAUGUGAUGUUCCAACAUAUUUCAAGUCGUAUCCUGUCACAAGUACAAGUACUUAAACAUUAUUCCUCCAACUACGGAAUGGAAAAUAAGAGAACCUAUUGGAUGGCUACCUUGUCAAA
Lolium perenne is the source of this 5220-nucleotide messenger RNA. Its product is annotated as ABC transporter G family member 50. Gene Ontology annotation, molecular function: ATP binding; ATP hydrolysis activity; ABC-type transporter activity. Gene Ontology annotation, cellular component: membrane. Lineage: Eukaryota; Viridiplantae; Streptophyta; Magnoliopsida; Poales; Poaceae. The record is from RefSeq and is a predicted model, not a curated record.